This is a messenger RNA of Paramisgurnus dabryanus, 2315 nucleotides long. The record is from RefSeq and is a predicted model, not a curated record. Lineage: Eukaryota; Metazoa; Chordata; Actinopteri; Cypriniformes; Cobitidae.
GCGCUUCUAAUCGUUUAAUGUUAAGACCGACUACAGUGCAUCACUGUCAAUCACAUAGUGUCCGUAAAAUAAUCAAACAGUUAAAAUAGUCACAAUGGGUCACGCUUCAAUUAACCUGCUGGUAAAUGUAAUGACGAAAAACACUGAUCUAGUCGGACUCGGAGGUAAAAUACUGUAAGAUAUCCUGUCGAGAUCAAAGUUUUUAAUAGAAUGAAGCACCUGUUUAUAUGACAUCUUGUGAGUGCACAAAAGUAAUGUUUUUAGUAAGGAACGUUUGUUAAAAUUUUGUAUAUUUCCUAAUUUAACUGAGGCCUAGUCCUGGCUCAAGAUAAUCUCUGUUCGAGAAACCGCCCCAUAAUGCUUAUUUUAUUAAAAACAUUAUAUUAUUUAUUAUGAAAUGUUUUAUGCAAGAAUUCUCAUGCAAGUGUGUUUAAAACAAUUUAGUUUUUGAUACAUUUUGAUGUAAAUAUUUUAAUAAAACAUGUCUAAAAUGUUUAUUUAAUAAAAUGUCCUGCUCUAAACCUAAAAACCCUUCAGGUCAAUAUCAAUUAAUAGGACACAUGAAAUGCGUAAUCUAAACUAGUGAGUUUUUCUGAUUUUGUCUGAUUAUUGAGUUUUUAUCUCAUUUGAUCAUUUAAAACAUGACUUGUAUGUUUCAUUUGGCAAGGACCAUGGCAGCUCCAUUUAGAUCACUUGCUGAAGAUACUUCAAGAUACCUCAAAUCAUUUGAACUCUUUCUGGAUCGCUCAUCAGAGCACCAAUGUAUGCAGGACUUCAUCCAUAAUACUCUACCAGACAUACUGGGAAGCAUUGGUGGAGGACGGCCCGUUUUUAAUGUAAUGGGAGUAGGGAGUGGGGCAGGUGAGAUUGAUUUAGAGAUAUUAGCACAGCUACACAUGAAACAUCCACAAGUCAAAGUUAACAAUGAAGUGGUGGAACCGAGCACUGACAUGUUACACAAGUAUAAAGUUCUGGUGUCAAAAACGCCAAAUCUUGAUUAUAUUAACUUCACGUGGAAUAAGAUGACAGCUUCAGAAUUUGAAAAACACUGGCAGGAGAAAAACCUUGGGAAAAAGAUGGACUUCAUUCACUUGAUACAGAUGCUGUAUUAUGUGAAAGAUCCAGAGGCCACUGUCUCAUUUUUCCAGAGUCUGUUAGAAAAAGAUGGAAAACUCUUAAUCAUUCUUGUGUCAGGUGAGAGCGGAUGGCGAAAAUUAUGGAGGACCUACAGAGCUUCUCUCGGUAACACUGAGAUCCAGUGUGUCACUACGGGAGAUAUAAAGACCUUAGAUACCAAGGACAUCCCAUACAGUAAAUAUGUGCUUCAGUCCCAUAUAGACAUCACAGAGUGUUUCACAGAGGGAGAUGAGGUUGGAGAACUGCUGUUGGAUUUCCUAACUCAUGUGGUAGAGUUCAGUAAGAACGCUCCUGAGCACCUGAAGAAAGGAGUGCUGGACUUACUGAGACAUCCAGACUGCAGUAAAGAGGUGGACGGCAGGAUAAUGUUCAACAAUAACCUGGAAGCCUUAGUGGUUGGGCUGUAGCCCCAUGACUCCUUAAUAUCUGACCUGACCUCCAAAGGAAUUUUGGCAUUCAAUUUCAUGCCAGUGCAGAAUGUGUACUGUAUUUUUCCAUUUUGAAUUUCUCUACUAGAAAUAUGGUGGUCUGGCUUAUCAUAACAUAUAGGGGCGGUUUCCUGGAUAGAGUUUAGGUUAAUCCAGGACUAGGCCUUGUUUAUAUUAGAUCAUUUAAGAAGUUUUUACAAACAUACCAUACAAAAAACACUACACUAAUGUCACUGGUAAAUGUUAAAAUUAAACUCAGGACUAGGAUAAGCCUUGUCCAGGAAACCGCCUCGUAAAACAUAAUAAACAGUAAUUUAAUAGCUUAGGCCUCAUAAUGUACACACAUAUUUUCAUUUAAAUAAAGGUCUAAUAAAAUUACUUUUAUAGAUUACUUGACAAAACAGACAAAAAUGUGCCUCAGUAGCAAAGUACAAAUGUGUGUAAUGACUUAUUAACUGAGAAUAUGAUUUUACUCUUGGAUUUGGUAAGGAGUUUAUAACCUAACCAGGCAGGACAAAGGUUGGUUUAAGCUAUAUGGUACAUUUUAAAGAUAAAUGCAUUUAAAACUACAAUGAAAUAGUUGAUUCUUUGUUAGGUUUUUUUUAUUCUUGUUGUUUAGCUAUCAUAGGUCUUUGAAAUAGCACUGCCUUAAUUUAUACAGUAUUAUUGUAAAAAAUAACAUGAAUAUUGUCUUGAUUCGGUCAGCUUUUCUCUGUUUCUGUUCCAUGUAACAAUGAAAUAAAAAUGGGG